CGAUGGCUCUUGGUAUAAACUCGUGCGCAAGUAGCGCAAUGCGAUUCAUUCUCUCGCGCACUUGGCAUUGAGACUUGUCAACGUUUGCAAUCGUGCAACACAUUCACCAUGAACAAGGUCGUUGAGGUGAUCACGUUAGUGGUUUUAAUGGCAGUCACGACGCCGGCACGACGCUGGCACGAUCAUUACAUUCCGGAUUCCUUGGCUAUGGAAAAUUCGCCACAUAUCAGCCGCGUAAUGCCACCGCAGUCCUAUCCCUCCGCCUGGUUUAUCAAACGGGAGCCGGAUGUCCACCGUGAAUCGACAUUCUCAUCCGGUGGUAGACAGUCUAUAUCCAACAAUAACAGAUACUUGGAAGAAACAAAUUUCUAUCCAGCUGGCCUGAAACACCAAGGUUCAACCGAUUACGUUGACGGUUCAUUUGAUAAUCGAAGACUUCUGACUGAUCUUUCGGAUAACAAACCUCUUCAAUCUUUCGAGCGGUUUCAGCCAUCACAGCGAGGACUAUUCUAGGAUCAAAGAGGAAGCCCUAUAAUCUUGACUGCCCACUUUAUCCUUAAACGUCCUCCGAGUUUAGACAAAUAAUUUGAUGGAUUUAAUGGGCAUCCGCCUCUCGUUACUCGUUCAAAAAAACAAUGAUGCGCGUAGAGCUGCCACUUUCGGAAGAUUGGAUUGGCUCAUUGAUAUCAUCACUUAUGAAUUCUUGCCCCCCCCCCUCUUCGCACUUUAUUACACCCAUUCAUUCACCAUUUUUUUUUUGUCUUCUUCUUCUUAACCUUUCUCAAAACCCGUGCCGAAUGUGGCGAAUUCACGAUUUCUCCUUUUUUGCCGAUUAUAAUCCGCACCGAUUGUGCAGAGGACGUUUGAAAGUUUUUUUUCCUAUAAUUACUAUUUAUGAAAAAUCUGUAAUAAACGUGGAAUGCAAUUAGA
Molecule: messenger RNA, 930 nt
Organism: Daphnia magna
Lineage: Eukaryota; Metazoa; Arthropoda; Branchiopoda; Diplostraca; Daphniidae
Exons: 3
Coding region: 109-513 (134 amino acids)
Source: RefSeq, a predicted model, not a curated record